UGUGGACAUAUUUCUAUAUUCUCUUUAUUUUAAACUGUUAUAAGGACAUACAUAUUAAUAUUUAGGCUGAAAUUUUGUCUGCUAGUUAAUAGAUGAUCAAUUAACUUCACCAUACACAAAAACUUAGUGGGGGCAUGAGCCCUCACUUUUCCCCAACUAGGUCCAUCUAUGUUGGAUACUAAGUAGUGUCACCAUGAAAAGAGGUAAUAAAUGGGACAGCUAAAGAGUUAAGCCAUAGGAUAGCCGACGUGGAUAACUAGCUACAACUGGUCAUUGAAUGAGUUACCUUGUGUAUGUGUAUGCUGUAUGGUGAGUUACUAAAUGCACCAUCUCAUUUGAAUGAAACGAUUUUCGUUUCAAAAAAAAAAAUCGAAACUAAAAACCCUCGUCAAAAAAUGAUAUCACAAAUUAAAAAUGUCCAUUCGAAAUGCCCAAUGUGUUAAAAAAAGAAAAAGAAAAGCCCAAUGUGGUUAAUAUAAGUAAAACAGCCCAAUUAGCCUUUGAUUGGUCAGGAUUAAAUUUUUUACUGCAGCUCUCCUGGUGAGGGCCAAUUUUUUUUUCAGGUUGACCCACCAAUACCAUCGCUGUAAUUCAUAGAUAAAAGAACAAAGCCAAACCAAAACCUCACCCAACCCAGUAAUUCUUUCUUCAAUAAAAAUUCAAAUUGCACCAAUAUGUAAACCACCUUUCUUCGUCUUCGAUUGCGCAUUGAUUCUUGUGUGUCGAAUCCUAGGCUCCCUGAAUCUCCCUCCAUUAAAUGCGUGCCUUUCUCAAUUAAUGGGAGAGCCUCAUUGCCAUUUGCCACCUUCAUCCUAAUAGAAAAGAGCCAGAGAAAAAGAAAAGACAGCUUCUCUGUUAUUUUGGGCAACACACAUGAAACUUUUGCCGCCUGUUCGUCUUAAAAGAGGGUCUGAUAUUUCUAUAUAAUCUGAUUCUGAUACAUUUCUUCUCCAACAAUCCGACCCUUUUGAUUAAAGCUUUGAUUUUUGGCUAUAGUUUACGGCAUUGCGUCUGAAAGCUAGUCUUUGGGGUUUAACAGAGUUGGUAUUUAUUGGGUUUUGAUUAUCAAUAUUGGAAUAUGAAGAACGAGGAUCAAGCUAGGUUUCUGUUUGGGAUUUCACUCUCUGAUAGACCUGUGUGGCAGCAAUUCAUUAUUUGCUCGUCUGGGUUCUUCUUUGGUUACCUUGUCAAUGGCGUUUGUGAGGAAUACGUAUAUAAUCGUCUACAAUUCAGCUAUGGAUGGUACUUUACAUUUGUACAAGGAUUUGUAUACCUGGGUCUCAUAUACCUUCAAGGUUUCACCACGCAGAAAAUGGUGAAUCCUUGGAAAACAUAUGUGAAGCUCUCUGCUGUUCUUAUGGGUUCUCAUGGAUUGACUAAGGGAUCCUUGGCCUGGCUCAAUUAUCCUGCACAGAUUAUGUUCAAGUCCACAAAGGUCCUGCCAGUGAUGGUGAUGGGGGCAUUUGUUCCUGGAUUGAGAAGGAAAUACCCAAUUCAUGAAUACAUAUCUGCAAUACUGCUAGUGAUUGGUCUCAUUAUUUUCACAUUAGCAGAUGCAAACACAUCUCCCAACUUCAGCAUAUUGGGUGUGGUGAUGAUAUCAGGCGCUCUAAUUAUGGACGCUUUCCUUGGGAAUGUACAAGAAGCAAUCUUUACCAUGAAUCCUGACACCACACAGACAGAGAUGUUGUUCUGCUCAACAGUAGUUGGGUUGCCAAUGCUACUUCCACCUAUGAUUCUUACUGGAGAACUGUUUAGGGCCUGGAAUUCUUGCGCUGAGCAUCCUUAUGUGUAUGGGGUGUUGAUGUUUGAAGCCAUCGCCACAUUUGUUGGACAAGUAUCUGUGCUAUCCCUCAUUGCACUUUUUGGAGCUGCCACCACUGCUAUGGUUACAACUGCUAGAAAGGCGGUGACAUUGUUGCUGUCGUACAUAAUAUUCACAAAGCCAAUGACAGAAGAGCAUGGGACAGGGCUACUGCUCAUAGCCAUGGGAAUCAUACUGAAGAUGGUACCGGAAAACCAGGUUAACAAGCAUGCAAAAUCUUUCAAAGAAGUACUGAUGAAUGUCCCAGAAGCAAACGAUAUCGAGGAAGAUGAAGAGAACAAGGCCUUGGUGUAAAUAUGGGGACUGCAGCAAUUUCCUUUCUUUUGUUUUUCGUUUUAGUUGGCAGCAAUUUUUUGAAGUUUUACUUUUCUUUUUCUUGUUUUGUUCUUUUUUGUUUCAAAUUGGGCAAAUCCGUACACCGGGAGCUCAGAGGAAAAGAGAAAGCAAGAAUUUUCACCAGGGGGCAUCUAAUUCUAACUGUCAGGCCAGAAUCUCAGGGAAACAUCUAUCUAAUUUUGUUGGAGGGAAGAAUGAAGGCAGAGAGACUCUGAGGAGAGAACAAGUUUGAUCAUAUUGUAUGAGAAUAAGGUGAUUCUCCCAACCCCCUGUUUAGUGAGAUUUGAGCACAAAACUUGAGCAGAUUGUGAGCCACAUUACUACGUUGUAAACAUUACCAAACUUCAUUUUGAUUGCAAAAUUAUAUUAACCCUCUCUGAAU
This is a messenger RNA of Rosa chinensis, 2543 nucleotides long. Its product is annotated as UDP-galactose/UDP-glucose transporter 2. Gene Ontology annotation, molecular function: transmembrane transporter activity. Gene Ontology annotation, biological process: transmembrane transport. The transcript has 7 exons. The record is from RefSeq and is a predicted model, not a curated record. Lineage: Eukaryota; Viridiplantae; Streptophyta; Magnoliopsida; Rosales; Rosaceae. Gene Ontology annotation, cellular component: endoplasmic reticulum membrane; Golgi membrane. Bases 1079 to 2119 code for a protein of 346 amino acids.